AUGUGCAGCUCCGGUCCUUUCCUCGAGCAAUUGUCCCACCUGCCCACAUUAACAACAAUGGUCUUCACUCCUACUCUCCGCCGCGCCGCGGCCCAGGCCUCCACCUCCGCCUUUGCGCCCAAGUACACCAUCCCCCGCCGUGUUGCUGGCUUCACCAUCCCCGCCGCCGUCCAGGCUGGUACUCUCGCUGCCAGCUUCGGUGUCUUCGCCGGUACCGCUGCCCUCUUCAUGCUCGGCGAGGUCCCCCGUGUCCGCCGCGACAUCCUCCAGCAGAUUCCCGGUCUGGACACCUACUACGACCGCCGCAUUGCCCCUGAGGACAACCCCUUCUAA
Molecule: messenger RNA, 333 nt
Organism: Penicillium cataractarum
Lineage: Eukaryota; Fungi; Ascomycota; Eurotiomycetes; Eurotiales; Aspergillaceae
Product: cytochrome b-c1 complex subunit 10
Exons: 5
Coding region: 1-333 (110 amino acids)
Biological process (GO): mitochondrial electron transport, ubiquinol to cytochrome c
Source: RefSeq, a predicted model, not a curated record